Linepithema humile (Argentine ant) is the source of this 1694-nucleotide messenger RNA. Its product is annotated as C1GALT1-specific chaperone 1-like. Gene Ontology annotation, cellular component: membrane. The record is from RefSeq and is a predicted model, not a curated record. Gene Ontology annotation, molecular function: N-acetylgalactosaminide beta-1,3-galactosyltransferase activity. Lineage: Eukaryota; Metazoa; Arthropoda; Insecta; Hymenoptera; Formicidae.
UCAAAAUAAAUCAAUUUUGCAAACAGUAUAAAGAAAAAAAGUAAGGCUCAAAAACAUUCAGAAUGAAAUAAUAUCACAAGAUCUUAAUGAGAUAAGUGAGUUUAAUAAAGGUCAAGUGCGAGUGCACGAAUGAAGUAAAUUUUACUGGAUAGUUGACCACUUGGCAUCAGUGUUGACAGAGCUGGAUAAUAAUGCAUUUACAGAUUUCAUUGCUGUAUUAACAAAAUGCGUUUUCGAUUUUUGAAACAGAGGUCUGUAUUUUUACUUGGUUCAGCUAUUGGUUUUGUUUUUCCAUUAUUGCUUUUUUUGUUGAGAAGCAUAUUUGUGACUGAUCUGACAUAUGAUCAAGAUUUAUCGUUGUGGCAACCUGAAUAUUACCUGAAUAAGAAACCUUACCACGAAGAAAUUAUUUUACAACAUUGGAAAAAAGUGAAGAAAACAUCUGACUUUUCGAAUAUUGUUACAUAUCAAACUUGGUUGGCAACACAAAAAUGGAAAUUGCACAAAAUUGAUCUGGACAAAUAUUUAUAUGGUCCACAAGAAAGAGACGCCACAAAGAAAAUUGAAAACACAGAAUGGAGAUGGUUGAGAAAACAAGUAUCUAUCACGUGUGUGGUUUUUGUAGAGAAACUCAAGUUAGGAAAAUCGAUUCAGGCCACAUGGGCCAAACGCUGCAACAAUAUAUAUUUCUUUGGGCAUCAUUUAAAAGAUACCGAACUGCCUAUUAUAAAUGCAGACACAAAGAUUGUGUCUUCCUGGCAAUUAUUAUGCGAAGCUAUGAAUUACAUUUGGAAUAACAAAACGUUAGGCGAGCUAGAGUGGAUUAUUUUUGUAAAAGAUCAUACUAUGGUCAUACCAGAGAAUCUGCGCUAUAUGGUUGCUCCAUUAGAUCACAGGGAUGAUUAUUACUUGGGUCAUCCGGUAGUUCUAUGGGGCCAGACUUACAAUGUUGCUCAAUCUGGAUAUGUUCUUAGUAAAGGAGCAUUGGCAAAAAUAGUACAAAUGUUCAAUACUUCACAAAAGUGUAUUUCGGGUGGAAAAUAUUGGAAGAAGGAAGAUUACUAUCUCGGAAAACAUCUGUUGUCUUUAGGCAUACAUCCAUCUGAUACCAGAGAUCAGUACCUAAGAGGUACUUUCCACGGUUAUUCCUUGCCAAAUCUUCUGUGGGGUGUCGUCAGACCAGACAGCUACUUUACGCGUGCUGUGUAUCCAACGAAAGGAGAAUGCUGCUCGCCGAUAUCUGUGACUUUCAGCGCCAGCGAGCCCGACAAAAUGCACACGUUGAAUUAUUUAUUGUAUCACCUGCAUGUAUUCAGUGGCAGAGGCAGAUUUGGUAACAUACCUGCGAAAGUUUCAAUACCCGACGAGGAUGUAUGGAAGAUUGCGCUGCAGGAAGAAUUCAACAUCACGUUUUCCAGUGACAUAUCGAGCGAAACUUAUUACGAAAUAUGGCAUUCGAAAUAUUCCGAGCCAGGCCAAUUAAAAAUGGCCAGUAAUUAUAGAAUGAUGCCGGAUGCAUUUAAUUGUUUACUGGCGAGAUAUCAGACGGGAAACAAAUCUAAUUUUAGUUGCCAAACUAAAAGUGUUACUAACAGUACAAGAACUUGAACCUUGAAUUUAUUUUAUGUUUCUAUUUUGAAUAAACUUAAAGCUUGCACAAAGCAUGUGGAUUUGAUGAUUUAUGGAUGCAAGAA